CAUCAAAUUUUAAUUAUCAUAACCACAAGAGCAUUUCAGCAACCUAAUAACGUGUCUGCAUACUUAGUUUAUUGCCAUCUAAAUAAUGGAAGCUUAUUCUAGCUCUUACCCCGCGUCUAAGUCUCAUUCGGUGCGCAAGUCACAAGCAAAACCGUGGAAGAAGGGGCCGGUGGCGCCUCCGGCACCGUCACCGAUCAGAGUGUACAAGGUGGACGCUAUCAACUUCCGUGACCUUGUUCAGCAGCUUACGGGUGCACCAGAGUUCAAGCCUCAUCAGGUUCAGGUUCAGGUUCAGCCUAUGUUGUCACGCAGUGACAUUGCAGCAGCAUCCUCCACUAACUGGUACUCGCAACCUGAAGCAUUGGGAGUGAAAUCUGAGGAAAGUGGUGGUGGAGGAAAGGGUUUGUUGGAAUUGAAUUUAUCAUCACCGUCUUCUUCUUAUAACUGGUGUUCCGUCCCUCAGACCCAAGGAACCAUGAACACCUUCGAACCACGACGGGUUCUUUAGCUUUUAUGUUAUAUUUUUUUAAAAAAAUAAUUAUCUCUCUUAGUUAUUUAUGCUUAAUUAUUUAAUUUCGUCUUGCGUAAAUACCAUUUGUCUACACUUUGUUCCUUUCUGAGCUCCGGCUGCGGCUAGAGUAAGAGUGCUAGUUACGUUACACCUUUUGUUGUUACGUGCAGGUAUUGAUGAAAAUAUUAGUAAAAUGAAAGUUUUUAAUAUUCAAUAAAAGUAUAACUGUUUU
Molecule: messenger RNA, 743 nt
Organism: Cajanus cajan (pigeon pea)
Lineage: Eukaryota; Viridiplantae; Streptophyta; Magnoliopsida; Fabales; Fabaceae
Product: VQ motif-containing protein 29
Source: RefSeq, a predicted model, not a curated record